Triticum aestivum (bread wheat) is the source of this 1847-nucleotide messenger RNA. Its product is annotated as MEIOTIC F-BOX protein MOF-like. Bases 96 to 1385 code for a protein of 429 amino acids. NCBI's taxonomy places the organism in Eukaryota, Viridiplantae, Streptophyta, Magnoliopsida, Poales, Poaceae. Gene Ontology annotation, molecular function: protein binding. The transcript has 5 exons. The record is from RefSeq and is a predicted model, not a curated record.
UCUGAAAUCCUCUCUUCCGCCGUUCCGCGCUCCCCGAGCGACGGCGCACGCCGCCUGUUCUACCGAAUACCACUCAAGAGCGGGAGGCUUCGUCCAUGGCGAGCGGGGUGGAUAGCAUCAGCGCCCUCCCGGACGACGUCCUCCACAGCGUGCUCCGUUUACUUCCGGCCGAAGAGGUGGUGCGGACGUGCGUGCUCGCCCGGCGCUGGCGCGGCGUCUGGAGAUCCGUGCCCUCCCUCCGCUUCAACGGCGCCGAGGGGUGGGGCAGUGCCGACAGAUUCGCCCAGUUCGUCGACCACCUGCUCCACCUCAGAUUCGGGGGCGACGGGGGCGCACGGGCGCCUCUGGAUUCCUGCGAAUUCGACUUCGACGCCGACGGAUUCAUGCAACUGCCGGCUAACGAGCGGCACGCGAGCCACUGGAUCUGGCAAGCCGUGCCCCAUGUCCGGGUGCUUCGGCUUCAUGUCACCGAGUUCGACCAGGAACCCUCACCACUAUCUGAUCUGCGUCUCGUUUCCCAGCACCUCACGAGAUUAGAUCUUGUUGGUGUAGCUGUCAACGACAGCGUUAUGGAUUUUUCACGCUGUCCGGCAUUGGUGGAACUGAGUAUGGAGGUCUGCGAUGUUUUCGCCAACCAGCUCUUGUCUCCAUCCUUGAAGCAUCUGCGCAUUGCCCGCUACUUUACUGCCGAGGAUAGUCGCAUUCAUAUUUCUCUACCAAGUCUCGUUUCGCUCGAGUUGAUUGUAUGCCGCCAAGGAAGGAGCCCAUCGCUCGGAAGCAUGCCGCUGUUAGCAAGAGCUGUUGUUGUACUUAAGAAUGAUUGUGCUGAUCGGUGCUUUAAGGGUCGAUUUAAUGAUUGUGGUGAUACAUGUUAUGGUUGUCGUUAUUAUUAUGGAGAUCCUGAGUUUGGACCUACUUAUGACCGCAACGACAGCAUAUUUCUCAAAGGUUUGUCCGAGGCUACGGACUUGGAGCUGUCAGCUGAUUCUGAUGUGAUUCUUUUUGACAGGGAUUUGAAGUGGUGCCCUACAUUUACCAAGUUAAAGACUUUGUUACUCAAUGACUGGUGCUUGGCUGCUGGCCACAAUGCAUUAAUCUGUUUUCUCCAGCACUCACCAAUUUUAGAGAAGCUUACACUUCAACUUUCUAAGGGACGUUCAUAUGUAAGUGAAACACAAGGAAUAUACAAACCAUUGGGACAGUCAGUUGCAUCCAACUGUCUUAAGAUAGUUGAAAUCAAAUGUGCAAAUGUUGAUAGUAAGGUUCACAGACUUUUGAAGAUAUUGACUACCUAUGGCAUACGCCUUGAGCAAAUUAGGGUCCAACAUACUAGCAGAAUUUCUGGAUCUGAAUGCUUCAACUUUGUUUGCACUGAUUUCAGCUAAAACUAGAGGGUGUAGUUUGGAUCAGUACCCAAACCCUUCUGGGAAAGGUGAGUGAUAUGAUCCAUCAGUGGAAGAUCUCAUGCUUCAGAAAUCAAUCGAUGCUACUUCAAAGUUGCUUGCAAUGACUGGAUCAUCAAAGAGGAGAGCUCCUGCGGAUCUCCUCGUGAAGAUGAGGGAUGCAAGCAAGAAGGACUUGUAGUUGGGCUUCAUCCUGAGAACUCAAUCUAGUUGAAGCUUUGUGCUUGUAAUAAUUAGCUCUAUGCACUGUUUCUUUCUGCUUGCAUUUGGUUGAACUACCCUAACCAUUGUGGCAAUGCUUUGGGGCUUUAAUUUCUCCUUCUGGCUCAGCUACUUUGGUGAGGCCCGGGCGAUGUGAACAGUUACAUCUUUUUUUCCCUCGUUUUAAUAAAAACUAGCACAUAUGCAUGUGUGUUGCAAUGGGAGAAAAAAAUAGUAUCAACA